Molecule: messenger RNA, 1617 nt
Organism: Spodoptera litura
Lineage: Eukaryota; Metazoa; Arthropoda; Insecta; Lepidoptera; Noctuidae
Source: RefSeq, a predicted model, not a curated record
UUGAUAGGACGUCAAAUUACAAAGUAGCAAUGUCGGAAACGCAAGGAAAACAAGUUAUUUGCAACAAAAAGUAAUAGAUUACACAUACGAUGAGCGAACCAAAAAAACUGCCUGCCUCGACGCCACCAGCAGCGCCGUCACUCACAGUACAAGCACCGUCACUCACAGUACAAGCACCGUCACCCGCAGUACAACCACCACAUGCUACUGGGACGUUCUCAUCGCCACCAGGAGCGCCGUCACCUACAGUAAAAUCAUCACAUUCUGCUGGGACGUCCACAACUUUACUAGCAGCGCCGUCACCCAUAAUACAACUACCAUAUGUCACUAGGACGUUCUCAGCGCCACCACCAGCGCCGUCACCUGAAGUAAAACCAUCAAGUGCUACUGGGACGUCCUCAACACUACUAUUACCGCCGUCACCCGCAAUACAACCACCACAUGCUACUGGAACGUUCUCAACGCCACUAGCGGCGCCGUCACCCACAGUAAAAUUAUCACAUUCUGCUGGAACGUCCACAACUUUACUAGCAGCGCCGUCACCCGUAAUACAACUACCAUAUGUUACUAGGACGUUCUCAACGCCACCGCCAGCGUCGUCACCUGAAGUAAAACCAUCACAUGCUGCUGGGACGUCCUUAGCGCUACUAGCAGCGCCACCCGCAGUACAAGUGCCGUCAACCGCAGUAAAAGCGCCGUCACCCGCAGUACACGUGCCAUCACCCACUGUACAAGUGCCAUCACCAGCAGUACAAGCGCCGUCACCCGCAGUACAUGCGCCGUCAUCUGCAAUACACGCGCCGUCUCCCACUGUACAAGUGCCGUCACCAGCAGUACAAGUGCCGUCACCAGCAGUACACGCGCCGGUACCCGCAGUACACGCGCCGCCAUCUGCAGUACACGCACCGUCUCCCACUGUACAAGUGCCGUCACCAGCAGUACAAGUGCCGUCACCAGCAGUACAAGCGCCGUCACCCGCAGUACACGCGCCCUCUCCCACUGUACAAGUGCCGUCACCAGCAGUACAAGCGCCGUCACCCGCAGUACAAGUGCCGUCACCCGCAGUACAAGUGCCGUCACCAGCAGUACAAGCGCCGUCACCCGCAGUACAAGUGCCGUCAUCCGCAGUAAAAGCACUGUCACCCGCAGUGCAAGCGCCGUUACCCGCAGUACACCCGCCGUCACCCGCAGUACAAGCGCCAUCACCCACAAUACAACUAUCACAUGGUACUGGGACGUUCUCAACGCCACCAGCAGUGCCGUCACCUGCAGUAAAGCAAUCACAUGCUGCUGGGACGUCCGCAAAACCUCCAGCACCCUUGCUAGCACGCGUUACUCAAACAACCGUUACCCCAGCAGCCACUCCCAGAAGCUUCAGGAGCAGUUGCCCUGCUGGUGAUGUUCCCUUCUAUACUGUCAUUGCAGGAAUGGUGGGUCUCUUUAUACGAGCCGUAUACCGAGACUAUCGAGGGUAUCAACGCGAAACAGGAAAGAAUAAUUAGAGAAGAGGAGAAUAAACCGUUAUUAGCAGAUGAAAAGGGGAAGGAAAAGUCUCAGGAAGUCGUUGGCUUACGAACCAGAAAUUUGCUGUUUUGAAUCAGGCAUGCUAUUUUAAUA